Hevea brasiliensis (rubber tree) is the source of this 3988-nucleotide messenger RNA. RefSeq names its product probable splicing factor 3A subunit 1. Bases 541 to 2955 code for a protein of 804 amino acids. NCBI's taxonomy places the organism in Eukaryota, Viridiplantae, Streptophyta, Magnoliopsida, Malpighiales, Euphorbiaceae. The transcript is spliced from 3 exons. Gene Ontology annotation, cellular component: U2-type prespliceosome; catalytic step 2 spliceosome; U2 snRNP. The record is from RefSeq and is a predicted model, not a curated record. Gene Ontology annotation, molecular function: protein binding; RNA binding. Gene Ontology annotation, biological process: mRNA cis splicing, via spliceosome; regulation of alternative mRNA splicing, via spliceosome.
GGAAUACCUAAUAUCAUCUUUCUCAACUUCCAGUUUGAGCAGACUGUUCUUUCUUCGCCCUAGCGACAGUCCCUUCCCUCACCUCGUUUGCUUCACCUUGUCCCUCUUCAGCCAUCCUCACCGAGUCAGUUCCCCAUCUCGCCUCUGCAUAGAAUCCCCACCCCUCAAUCUCGCCGCAGCACAGGCGAAAGGAAAGCGUCGCUAGCCCCUUGACAUAGCCGCUGCUUAUCCUUCCCGCAUCACUGAAGCAGCUCGUCGGCGCUUAUCGCUGAUUCAAUAUCCUCUUUGCUGGUUGAUGCGAUAUUAAGCUAAGUUGUGCAGCAGAAUGGGGGCUCCGUUUUAGGCCUGUGUGAACUGAAGUUUUAUUUUAUAGUCAGUUAUUUUGCCUUGAACUAAAUAUUUUUUCUCUGGAAGUUGUUAUCUGCAGGGUUUUUCUUAUUUUGGGUCAGAGAACUCCAAUGGUAGGAAUCUGAAGAACUUAUGGUUAUUUUGGCAUUGAUUUCCUUUCCUUAUACCUGCUGAAAUUCUGGUGGAAAAAAAAUGCCUGGCACAGCAAUCUUGCCUCUUCCAGCACCUCCUUCUAGUGGAGACAGCUCUGUUCCGCCUUCUCAAGUGUUAGAACAGUCUUCUAAGGAAGAUAAAACAGCAAAUGAGGACCAGAACAAAGCCCCAGUCGCAACCCACACAAGAACUAUUGGAAUCAUUCAUCCCCCUCCGGAUAUUAGGAAUAUUGUAGACAAAACUGCACAGUUUGUUGCAAAAAAUGGACCUGAGUUUGAAAAAAGGAUCAUUGCCAAUAAUGCUAACAAUGCCAAAUUCAAUUUUUUGAAUCCCUCAGAUCCAUACCAUGCAUAUUAUCAACAUCAUUUAUCUGAAUUUCGUGCUCUAAAUCAAUCUUCUGCUCAGCAACCUCCUUCACAGCCUGCAGAUUCUGACGCCACUGAGUCAACCCAGUCUGCUCCUGCUACUGAUGGCACUGACACUGCUCCAAAGCCUGACCCCACAGCUCAGUUUAGACCACCUCCUCGUAAAGUUCUUGAACCCCCAGAAGCUGAGCAGUAUACUAUUCGGCUUCCUGAGGGGAUCACUGGAGAGGAACUUGAUAUUAUUAAGCUCACAGCCCAGUUUGUGGCUCGAAAUGGCCAAGCUUUUUUGACUGGUCUGACAAAUAGGGAGAUGAACAACGCUCAGUUCCACUUUUUGAAGCCAACUCACAGCAUGUUCACAUUUUUUACCGGACUGGCUGAUGGAUACUCAAAAGUGUUGAUGCCUCCUAAGGGGUUGACUGGCAAGCUGACAAAAAGCGUUGCUGAUAUGACCACUGUGCUUGAGCGGUGCUUGCAUCGCUUGGAGUGGGAACACUCGCAGGAGCAGGCGAGGCAGAAAGCUGAGGAUGAGAUUGAGCAAGAGAGGAUCCAAAUGGCCAUGAUUGAUUGGCAUGAUUUUGUAGUGGUUGAGACGAUAGACUUUGCAGAUGAUGAGGAUGAGGACUUGCCCCCACCUAUGACACUUGAGGAGGUUAUAAGGAGGAGCAAGGUGUCUGCUAUGGUUGAAGAUGAUAUCAUUGAGCCUGGAAAGGAGGUGGAAAUGGAAAUGGAUGAAGAAGAAGUGCAACUUGUUGAGGAGGGGAUGAGGGCAGCGAGUCUUGAAGAGAAUGAUAGUGAGAAGAAAUUCACUAAGGCAAAUGAGGAACCAGAAGAACCAAUGAGAAUUGUGAAGAACUGGAAGAGACCUGAGGAAAGGAUCCCUGUUGAAAGGGACCCAACAAAGGUAGUGGUUUCCCCUAUCACUGGUGAGCUAAUUCCCAUUAAUGAGAUGUCUGAGCAUAUGAGGAUUUCUCUAAUCGAUCCCAAGUACAAGGAGCAAAAGGAAAGGAUGUUCGCAAAAAUCCGGGAAACAACUCUUGCUCAGGAUGAUGAAAUCUCUAGAAACAUUGUCGGACUUGCACGGACUCGUCCUGAUAUCUUUGGAACGACUGAAGAAGAAGUUUCUAAUGCAGUUAAGGCAGAGAUUGAGAAGAAAGAUGAGCAACCAAAGCAGGUCAUAUGGGAUGGUCACACCGGAAGCAUUGGCCGUACAGCAAAUCAAGCUAUGUCUCAAAAUGUUGGGGAGGAUCAAAGUGAAGCUGGUAAUGAUGAUGCAAGGAGCCUUCCUGGUCCUGCAGCUCCUCCUCCUCGACCUGGUGUGCCUUCAGUUCGUCCCCUACCUCCACCACCUGGACUAGCACUGAAUCUGCUUCGCAUGCCUCCAAAUACCAUCCAAUACUCUGCUCCAACUAGCGGUGGAUUUCCUGUACCUCCAACAAGGCCACCGGGUAUGCCAAUGAUUCCAUCAAUUCGUCCGAUUCAGGCUCCAGUGCCAAUAGCACCUGGACAGCAGACCAUUAUGGUGAAUCGGCCCCUUCCAAUACCUCCAUCUAUAUCUGGAAAUCCAUCAAGUAUGCCAGUUCCGCCUCCACCUGGGUCUCAGUUUACUCUUGUGCCAAUUCCUCGACCUUUUGUCCCUCUUCCUGUCGCUCCAUCAGCAAAUGGUAUGAUGCCUCCACCACCACCACCUUUGCCUCAAGGAGUGCCUCCACCACCUCCACCUGAGGAUGCUCCUCCUCUUCCAGAUGAACCAGAGCCAAAGAGACAGAAGCUUGAUUCAAUGCUUAUUCCAGAAGAUCAAUUUCUGGCACAACAUCCGGGACCUGUAUGCGUCACUGUUUCUGUUCCGAAUGUUGAUGAAGGAAAUCUCAAAGGGCAAGUUCUUGAGAUUACAAUGCAGUCCUUAUCUGAAACUGUUGGCAGCUUGAAAGAGAAAAUUGCUGGAGAAAUCCAACUUCCUGCAAACAAGCAGAAAUUAAGUGGAAAAGCUGGUUUCCUAAAGGAUAAUAUGUCACUUGCCUACUACAACAUUGGAGCAGGAGAGGCACUGUCUCUUUCUUUGAGAGAGCGUGGUGGUAGAAAGAGAUGAAGGUGUUCCUUGACACAGCCAUUUAAGGUGGUUUUUUUUUCUAGUUCCCCCCCUUUUUACCCAACAUAUUGUAUUGGGGACUUUGUUAUUUUACUCUCAUUUAUCUUAUGCAAGAGAUUAUACUAUGUAUUUUUGGGGUAACAAUAUGACAUCAUUGUUAGUCCUGAAUUGUUAUAUCUGAACUGAUGGUUUGAUUGGUAAUUUGGUAUCUAAUACAGAUUCUGUGUCUUGGCAAGUUUCUCCUUAAGGGCAACAGGAAAGUAUACGAGUUCCAUUUGCUUAGGCAGUGGAAGCCAUUGGCUCAUUUCACUAACUAUUACCUCCUAUUGAAUUUGCAGUUAAUUCUCUGGAAAAUAAGUGCUCCAUGGUCGUACUUUUAGUUUGAUUUUUCCUAUAAAUGUUCUGUCUUGAGCCUUACAUAUGUUUUGAUUACAUUUUUUCUGCUCCUUUUUUACUUUUGUUGCUGCAAGUUCUUUUCUUUGCCAAUGUAAUGAUUCGAGAGGUGUUCUGCUAAUGCUUUAUUCCUGGACAGUAGAAGCGUGGGUGUAUGCAGAUUGUGAUAACCAUCCUACUUCAAUUUUGGUGUCUUGUGCUGGGUUUAUGCCGCCUCCUUAUCAUUUUGCUGCCAUGGUUGGUUUUGACCAUUCAGUAGCAAGCAUUGGGUUGGCCUUUUCUGAUGUUCUUGUGCAGAAGCUAUUUGUUUUGAUGGAUGGUGUUUGCACUGCUAGCUUAGGCAAGUUGAUGAUUUGUGCAUCUUAUUCAUUGGCGUGUUUGUUAUCGCUUGCAGAAUCCCAAUGGCAGUAACCCGAACUUGCCAUUUUUUUUUAUUGUAAUUUUUUAGCGGUAUUGACCAGUGUUAGUUGGCAGUGUAUUUGUUGCUAUUCUAUACUUUCUGAAAUCUGAAAAUGGAAUUAUAAAUUGUUACAGCAGCAACAAUGGUCGCGUCUGGUUUUUGAUAGCCUGUUUGUUACUAGUUUGUCAGUUGAGUUUGGAUCCUUUAAUCACAAAACAUGACUUUGGUCACCCUAUCAUA